Messenger RNA from Lactuca saligna, 543 nucleotides. NCBI's taxonomy places the organism in Eukaryota, Viridiplantae, Streptophyta, Magnoliopsida, Asterales, Asteraceae. The record is from the annotation of a GenBank genome assembly.
AUGCUCUUCUCAUUCUACUUCAAGUAUGGAAGGCCUCAACUUCAGAUUUGGAGCUUGCAAAAGUUGGUCGUAGUCAAGGUUUAUGCAGCUUUUCCGGUUGAGAACUUCACAAAUGUUAGGUUUAAAGGUUUUAUAGGAUCAAGUCGUACCGAACUUGAGUUCAAUAUUGUAGAUUUUCCAUUGGCUAAGAUGGAUGUAGAAAUUGUUGUUGUUUUGAAAAAGAAGCUUAUUGUGAAUCCAGAACCAGAACCGAAGGACUUCCAAAAACUGAAACUAGGGAAGAUAAAUAAAGAAAACCGGAACAUUAUGUAUCAACGAAGAGAAGUAGAAGAAGUUGUGAAAAGCAUGUUUUUCUUGCUUGACAAGCAUUUGUAUCACACAACAGCUUUCAACAACAUUUUAGUACUAGUUGCAGCCACCAAGUCAAAUAAUGCUGAUGAUUUGAAGUGUGUCAUGGACAUGAUCAAGUGGUAUCUCAUGUUCCGAAAUACUUUUCUGAAUAUGAUGAUGAAGCAGUUCCAGGUGCAGAAAAUACAUCAGUGA